This is a messenger RNA of Nilaparvata lugens (brown planthopper), 4796 nucleotides long. It is a transcript of the gene conu, whose product is annotated as rho GTPase-activating protein conundrum. Gene Ontology annotation, cellular component: cytoplasm. Gene Ontology annotation, molecular function: GTPase activator activity. Gene Ontology annotation, biological process: signal transduction; regulation of small GTPase mediated signal transduction; regulation of actin filament polymerization. Bases 402 to 2750 code for a protein of 782 amino acids. The record is from RefSeq and is a predicted model, not a curated record. Lineage: Eukaryota; Metazoa; Arthropoda; Insecta; Hemiptera; Delphacidae. The transcript has 16 exons.
UCUUUCAUGCGCUGCGCGGUGCGCCAUUCAUAGUUUUAGCGCAGAGUUGUAAACAACGCUCAAAGCUGUUUCUGUUUUGUGUUUUCAGUUUCAGUGUGUGUUGAGGUGCAGUGUUUCUAACUUUAAAACGUGGACAUAGAAAACUAUUUGUUUUAUUUUAGUCAAGGCCUUUCAACUAUUGUUUGUUUUAAAUAAAUUUCAAGGAUACAAAUUGGAAUUCUGACACCGUUGUUUUUCUUCGAGGUUAUCUUGGAAAGUUUCUUGAAACCAGACUUGCAAACUCGCAUGGAGUAAUAAUCGUUUGUUGACUUCAGAUCUGAGUGGUGGAGGAGUCAGCAACUGCCCUGUUCAUCUUCAAUGUUGAAGUGAUGUUGUGACACGUUGCGUUGCGUUGCGUUGGAAUGGAUGCAGACUUGGAGGACUAUUGGGCAGAGUACAGAAUCAUUCAAGAGGCGAAACUCUUGGAUGACUUUUUAAAUGAAGAGUCGAAUGUUGCGAGUGGUGAAGAUGCGGACGGCCUGGACGAAGCCGAGUGGCUGGUGGCGGCCGGUCUGCCGCAGUUCUCUGAGAAGUUCCUGGCGGGGAAGGAGAUCGGCGACGUGGAGGUGGGCCAGGCGGUCAGCCUGAUGUCGGGGCCGCAGGCGCAGGCGGUCCGGCGGCGGGUGCAUUCGCUCAACCACACCCUCCGGCAGCGCGGGCGCCAGCUCAGGGCCAGGCAUCGCAAACCCGACAUCAGGGAUGUUUUCAGGGAUGUUGAGAGCUGGAGUACGGGAUCCCGUUCCCGAAGUGCAACUCCGGACUCACUCGACUCGACGCCUCCAAGUCCCCCCUCUCCUUGGACGACUGCUCAAGUCUACCAAGAGAACAAUCUGCCGGAUGCCCCGAUACCAAGCUUCGUUCAGAUCUUCGAGGGGCCGCCGUCCAUAGCGACGCAGCGCAACGAGUCACGUCGCGAGGUGCGGCGGUUGCCUAGCGCCCCUCUUCCACCACACCAUCACAACCUCUUCCGGCGUGCCAGUCGCUCUGGUGGGGACAUUGUCGCUUCCGAAACUGCGGAUGGCAUAAUAAUGGUUGGCUACCAGCGACUGGGGUCUGUGCGCUAUGGCAUGCGUACGAUUUCGACGGCCGGCAUACGGGAGCGAGGCCGCAGUGGCAGUGACCCCCUCCACCUCAGCUCCAGUGCGCCCAGUGUCGACAACCUCAUCGACCAACAUCAAGGAGACAAAGAGGGACGAGAUUAUGUGUCGGAUGAUAGGAGUGGAGGAAGCCAAGAGAUUCUGUACGAUGGUGGUCGCAGACACAGUGCUGGGGGAGUUGAACUGGGAUUCGAGGAGAUGUGGAGGGGAGAAGAUCCUUUGGAUUAUCAAGAUAACAAGGAUCAGAAAUUGAAUUGCUCUGAGGAUAUCCUGGGCCACACGUACAUAGACUGGUUGAGUGACGAGGAUGUCGCCAAGCUUCGUCCGCUCCUUUUCGUUGAGUUGACCGCAAUGAUGGAUAGUUGUGGUGUACAUUUUCACAAGAGGAAACCACAUAAAAGAAAAAGGAAAGAAGAUCGCAAUCUGUUUGGAGUAUCAUUAGAGACGCUAAUAGAAAAUGACCAGCAUUUGACCAACGAAGCUCACAAUGUACCUCUAGUCGUUCAAAAGGUGCUGCACGAACUGGAGAGACGCGGCCUGGACGAGGAGGGAGUGCUGCGAGUGGCGGCGCACAAGGGCAAAGUGGAGGCUCUGUGUGUUGAGCUCGAGCACCACUUCUACAGUCGACCCGAGCACACUGACACCCUGCUGCAGCGCGCGCCCAUCCACGACCUCGCCACCUUGCUCAAGAAGCUGCUCAGGGACUUCCCAGAGCCGCUCCUCUCUCUCCAGCUGGUCGAUCUCUUCUAUCAGUCGCACCGUGUAACAGACACAGCACGAGCGCUGAAUCUACUCGUACUCCUUCUUCCUGCAAUUCACCGAGCCACUCUGCACGCCCUGCUCUCAUUCAUGAACAACCUGAUCGCUCAUCAGGCUCAUAACAAGAUGUCUGCCCACAAUGUCGCUAUGAUUAUAGCUCCAUCUCUGUUCCCUCCAAGAUAUGUGAGAAUAGAGAAGGAGGAUUUGAAGGCGCAGGUGGGGUUGGCAGCAGUCAGCUGCCGGCUGACAGAGAUGAUGCUCAAGUGCGGUGACAGCCUCUGGAAUGUUCCGCCCAGGCUUCUCAAACAGCUCAGGACUCUCAAUGAUAAAGAAAAACUGAAGCUAAAGGAAAAUAAUAAACCCAUGAAGAAGUUCUUGGGGCGUACGAGGCAUGUUGCGAGGGACCAGAUUACUAGGAAAAUCGACAACGAAGUUGAUUUCCAGGAGGGUGUCAUUCGAGUGAAUGCGCCUCAGUUCCAGCUCACAGAAGUUCCUUUCACGUUGACACCUUCCACGAGGGCUGGAGAUGUUGUUCUAAGGCUGGUAGAGAAAGCCGAGCAAAUGCCAGUUAUUCAGGCGGUGCCAGGACAUACGAAGCUGGGUCGCCGUGACAUCAAGUCGAGAGCGCUGUCCGAACUGGCCCCAAAUGGCAAUCUCAGCUGCAUCCUGUCCACAGCUGAUCCUGAAAUGGCCCAGCAGACUCAUUUCCUCCACGAAGUUGGCGGCAAUAUAGGUCAAAGAAGGAUAGAACCGACUGCCAAUGUAUUGGCAAUCUACCAAGAAAAUCCUAACGCUCAAUGGAUCAUUGAAUGCGAUCACCGCAACGGCAUCAAUCAGAUGUUCUUCAGAAAGUGAUGAGCAUCGCAUCGUCGUUCAUUUUCUAGAUCAAUCCAUAUUGAAUUAGUCAUUACUUUAUUCUACUGAUGUUCUAUUUCAUGUCUUAAUUUCUAUAUGAAUAAAAAUAUUACAGUUCAAAGUAUCAAUAGCACAGAAUUGAUAAAUUGUGAGAAAUCGUAGAUAUUAAUCUGAUAAGAUCAUCAAUCGAAUGAAAUGGACUAGGUUGUUGUCAGCAUGAAGACAACAUUUUUCUAUUUCACUGAAGAUAUUUGUUCACAGUUCCCUUGUGAACAACGUUUCUUCUAUAGUAAUUUACUUUAAAUGAAUUGGUGCCAAUAGACCAAUCCAAUCGGAAUUGUAUUAUUUGGAUUGACUUUACUAGGAAAGCCAUCCAAAACAAGCUAGAAAAUUCAUUUUAAUUCACCUCGGCUGGUAAUAAUUCAAUCUUUACAACGAUAAUAUAUUAUAAUGCAAAUAUUAUAGGUUAUAAAUCAUCAGAGUGCGUUCGUUCUUCGUUGGAUCGCGGUUUUAGAUAGGUACUAUAUAGGGUUCUAUAAAUUAAUUAUUUAUUCUAUGAUUUCGUUUAUGUUUCGAAAUCUUAAUCUUCGGAUUAGUCAUAAUUUAUAUUGAUUUAUUCUAAAUAACAAUUUAUCAUUGUUGUAGAAUGAUUGGCAUUAAUAUCACUGAUAUUGCAUUGGGUAUUAUAGAAAUUACAGUAAUUGUAGGCUAAUCUAAUACACUACAAAACGAAUAAUUUUAUUUUAAUAGUUUGAGUUAUAAGCAUCCCAAUGAUUCAUGUUAGAAAGAAAAAGUCAUUAGAAACUCCGAAAUAAAACUGCAAUAUUACACUUGAACUUUCUAGUCAAUAUCUUCUUACAAAAUCUGAAAACAUUAAUGAAAAAUGUCUGGUUAUAGGCUACCUGUAUCUUGAUGUAAUCUUUCUUUAUUUCUAUAUAUCUGAAAUUUUAAUUCUUUGACCAAAGCGUCAAGAAGAGUAUUUGGAUUGGUGAAGAUACUGAAGAAAGAGUAGAUAUAAAUAAAUUGUAUCAAUAACGGUACAAUCUCUUGUAAUGCCUCUGUCUCUAUUAGUGCCAUUACUUUGUAAAAUAUUAUUCAUAAUAACUAUUUUUUAUUCUCUAUUUCUAAUUCAUAUUUCGAGCUCAUUAUAUUCUAUUUUUUGUGAUUAUGAACACUUGAUAUAAUCACAAUUAUCAUCAAGUUAUGCUAACGAAUUACGGUAGGUCACAAAUCAAUGAACAAAUUCAUAAAAUUUAUUCAAAUUUGAGAUAUAUUAAGUUCCUUAUUAUAAAAAAUGUGUGCCUAAAAUUGGCUGAUAUAUACGAAUAAUUUUAUAAAUUCCAAUAAUAAUCUUAAAACGACUCUCUUACUUCUUACUUAUAAACUUCUCAUAAGUCUUGUAUUUUAUUAAAUUUAUUAUCUAUUAUAAUAUACUAUAACGUUUACAACUCUUCAUCAUGGAACAAAACACUUCUAAUAACUAAUUUAUAGUAUGUAGCUUUGUGAAUAACAUUAAUUUAUUCUUAAUUUCUUUCAUCGAGUUUGUGAUAGUUUAUUAUUGGAGAUUGAAUAGAUUAUUGUUUGGUGAUCUCAGGGCUAAGUUUCCAGAUUGAAUGCAAGUAGCGUAUUUACUGAAGCCUUGGUAACUUACCGUGGUAAAUUACUUUGAAUUUGGAAUUAAUUCUAUCAAUUUUGUUCUCUAUCAGAAAUUUUUACUAUAUUCCUACUCAUAUUUUGAUUCAAUAUCUUAUAUUUAUUAUUUGGUUUAUUUUAUUAUGAGUUUAUUUUCAAUUUUGUGCCAGUAUUAUACUCUGUUAAAUCGUUACACUACUUGUGCUUGCAAAGGUGCUCAAUGAUAAAUUAUAAUGUGAAACGCAUGUCGAUCAAAUGUUGAAUUAUAAAUGUUACCUUAAUAUAGGAAAAAUACGUUGAGCUUCAGACAUUAUAUUCUGCAAACCUCUGGAACUUCGGCUGUAAAUAUUGUACAAAUUGUUGAAUAUUAUUCCGAUUGUCAAUAUAUUAUACUCAUGAAUUUUGAGUUUGAUG